AAGACGUUGAUGCUAGAGUUUUAUUCGAGUGGACAUUAUGGUGUUGAGUGUUUUGAUUAGCUAAAAUGAAAGAUUGACUAAAUUUUUCGCAUAGUAAUAACGUGAAUAUCAAUGUUCUAUGAAUACAGGAACACGAAAUCAAGAAUAAUCGUGACACUAAUUAACACAACUAAUACUGAAUGCAGAAAAAUAACUAACUGAUAAUCACUACUAAAAGGAUCGUAUGGAGCAACCGCCGUAUGGCCAUUUUAUGCAUAAUAUAGACAUAUGUUGACUUGAAACAAGAAAUUCAAAAUGGUAGCGUAAUGUUUUAUUGAGUGUUCAAUUCACCUAUUGUGAUGGCUCCAUUUAAACUCAAAUUUCGUAUGGGAAGUGGGUCAUCACGUAGCACUUCUCAGGAACAAGACCCUGUAGUAGAUAGCCAAUCUUAUCCUGCUGGAACGAUUUUCAAUGCAGCAAAUCCAAAUGAACUUAGUAGUAGCACGACCUCUCAACUUGAGCAGGACAAGGAAGAUUAUGCUACUAUAACCAACGAUCGACGCGCCUUAAUUCUUAGCAAUGACUCAACCGACGCCCAAAUCUCAGGAUACGAUAACCCUGCAUUAACUAAUACAGAAGUUUCAAAUAUUGUACCGCUUAGCCCACCACCGUCAUACGAGUAUGUGCUUGAAGAAAAUCGUCUAGCAGCAUUAGAUGAAGAAAAUAAUCGAACAUCUAGUAACCACAGUGCUGCCACGGAAAACUAUGAAAUGACGACUAGUAUCUCGUCAAAUACGGAGUGCAGUACACCUUUAUCUGAAAAAGAGUCACCGGAAGUAACUAAUAAACAAACAUCUACAACGACUCCUCUUCAGGAGAGUCUAUUGAAUUAUUCCAGUUCUUGUGAUCCACAGUACCAGCUUGACAGCGAUGUAGAAAAUACUCAACCAACGGCCACUAACGAUGUAUGCCUUGCAAAAGAAAGUGGGGAUUUAUUGUCUACCGAUGAAGAUUGUAGCUCGUACAGCAAUUCACAUCUUAUUUAUCAACAACACAACAAUUAUGCAACGACUGAAGUGAAACGCCCAGAGAUUCUUUAUAAAUCCAGCAAACAACUUUAUAAGGCAAUGGCCAAAGAAUGUGGAAUUACGUGCAAGAUGUCCGAUCAGUGCCGUUGCCUAGAUUGCCAAAGCCGAUACUUUGAUUGUGAAUACGACCAGCAGAAUGAACACGAAAAAACAGAUGGUGGACUAAGUGCGGGUACACCCAUGUUUAUCAGCGAAGUAAUGCACGGAGCGGCAUGCAUUAUACUAUAAUUUAAAAACUAAGUAUGUUGGUAUCCUGGUGCAAAAUAAAUACGUCUGCAAGAACCGAAUUGUUGGACAUGGGUCCCCCAAAAUUGUCCAAUCUGUGGCCGUGAGCUGUUGAGCUGAGUGUAGCUUUCAUUUCAUGGACAUCUGAAUGGUGAAACAAAUAUAUGGAAAAAAUCUGGAACAUGAAACAUGAACGGAUAAAUUCCACUGUUGGUUUCUCAUUUUUUCCCCACAGGAUCGAAACGGUCAAUGUAAAGAGUUAAAAUAAAAAGCAUAACCGUAGAUCG
Messenger RNA from Anopheles darlingi, 1579 nucleotides. RefSeq lists its product as uncharacterized. Bases 339 to 1295 code for a protein of 318 amino acids. The transcript is spliced from 7 exons. NCBI's taxonomy places the organism in Eukaryota, Metazoa, Arthropoda, Insecta, Diptera, Culicidae. The record is from RefSeq and is a predicted model, not a curated record.